CAGACUGAAAGCAGACAGGCAUUCAGAACGUGUUGAGCUUCUCUGCUUUAUCAAGGUUAUGUUAGAAAAUAUAUCUCGGAUUGCGAUAAAUGAAGAGAGGAUUAAAAAAAAGUAAAAAGUGAAAAUUAGCACGGGAUUUAAAUUAUUCCACCUGACGGCGGUAAAUUGCUUUAAAGUUUUUUUUUGGUUCGUUGAAAUAUAUUCAUUAUAAAAAAGUGUCGCUGUACGGGAUGAAAUAAAACUUAAAGUGACUUGAGAGUUUGCAAAUCAGGAGGCCUGCAUGCGUUUAAAGCAAGAAUGAACAGAAGAUGCUCACCGAGACUCAGAAGAAAGCUGUUCUUUCGUUCACUCUGGUCACUGCUGACACUAUGUGUACUGCUGCUGGUCGGAGUGGAGUACCGCAACAUCACCGAUCCUCUACCUCCCCAAGCAGCUUUAGAUGGCAUCCAGGCAUAUCAAAAGUACAAUAUUAACUGUCUGGCUAUUUAUGACAUGGACCCAGUGGAAGUGGGUAAAUCACUUGUCAUCAGACGGGAACAAGUUGUGGAGGACAACGAUGAAAGUCUGGUUAACCUCACAUCGAACUGCCCAUUAUUCAUCAAGGCCAGAGGUUAUGAUCAGGUGCAUGUCUCAAAGCAGGAGAGAGACUUUCCUCUUGCUUACUCAAUUGUUGUGCAUAAAUCUGCAUUGAUGAUAGAGAGACUCCUCAGAGCGGUGUACUCGCCCUCUAACAUCUACUGUAUCCACUACGAUCAGAAGUCCUCAGAAAAGUUCAUCUCAGCCGUGGAGGGUUUAGCCCGUUGUCUACCUAAUGUCUUCAUAGCCUCCAAGCGAGAAUCUGUUUAUUACGCCAGCAUCAGUCGAUUGAAAGCAGAUCUCCACUGUCUCUCUGACCUUUUGAAGUCAGAAGUCCAAUGGAAAUAUGUCAUCAACCUCUGUGGCCAAGAUUUCCCCCUAAGGUCCAACUUCGAGAUAGUGUCAGAACUGAAGAAGUUAAAUGGAGCCAAUAUGCUGGAGACAAGCAGGCCUAGUGAAUUAAAGAAGCAAAGGUUCACCUUUUCCUACAAGCUGAUGGAUGUCGGAAAAGAGUUUCAAAAGCUGCCACACAAAACAGAGCAGGAGAAGACGCCACCUCCACAUGGCAUCGAGAUGUUCAUCGGCAGUGCCUACUUUGUCUUGUCAGAGGAGUUUGUUGUGCACAUAGAUUCCUCAGCUGUGAUGAAGGAUUUUUUAGCCUGGUCAGAGGACACCUACUCUCCAGACGAACACUUCUGGGCAACACUUGUGCGCCUGCCAGGAGUUCCUGGAGAGGUGCACAGAUCCCAGCCCGACAUCACCGACCUCAUGAGUAAGGCCAGGCUGGUGAAGUGGCAGUACCUGGAGGAUAGACUGUACCCUCAAUGCUCGGGGAAACACGUCCGCAGCGUUUGCAUUUUUGGUGCCGGCGAGUUGCGUUGGUUACUCAACUAUGGUCACUGGUUCGCCAAUAAGUUUGACCCAAAGGUGGAUCCCAUUGUUAUUCACUGCCUUGAGGAGAAGCUGGAGGAAAAUCAAAAAGUAAUUUCAAUCUGCAGCACCUAAUUCCCGACAUAAGGGUUAAACAAAGCUAAACUUUUUUGAGUUUUCAGAUAUUUGCUGAUCUAUCUUCUAUCUGGGCUGCCUGUUCUGCUUUUAACACAAGAGUAAUGAUAAUUAUGGCGUACAAACAGACAAACAUACUUAGCGAAGCUGUUGUGUAUAGCAUCUGCAAAACUCAUGUGCAAUGUCCUCUGAUUGUCUUUGCAGAAUUAUCUCAGACAGUUUUUUGUUUUGGACAUUAAUAUGCCAAUGAUUUGCCAUUUUCAUGCGCAAGGUUUUGGAUUUUGGACCCAUUUGGUGCAGCCAAAGAAAAGCCUCCUCUGAACCUCCCUAAAUGUCCCCAUUGCCUGUAAAAGCAGUCCCUGAACAGGAUGAAGUCCCUGUCUGAAAGGGAGCUUUUAGGCCCAUGCGACACAUUUUAGCAUGCAUUAACGGCUUGAUUUUAUCUGCAGUUUCAAAAUACAAGUUUAACCAUUACCUGUAGUAAAAAGAAACACCACAAAAAAAAGAUUUACCUUGCUCUAACAUCUUGUGUAGAACAUGGACGUAGGUAGUUUAAAAUAAGGUGAGAAAUAGUCACAGUCUAUUUCACAGUCAAAGUCACAAUUUCCGCGUCACAUAAUGUGGGAGACCCACAGAGAUUCAACUUUAGUCUGAACUACUGAGAUUUGCUCCAUAUUAGCCCAAUUCCACAGAUUUAUGACAAAGAGGGUGUUAUAAAAGUGUCAAAAUGUCUAAUGUUGAAGAAAGACUACAAUAUCUUAUAGUGUGUCAUGUGUGCAUACUGUUUUUAUAGCGUGCAUGUGUCAUUAUAAUACUGUUAUUAUUAUUUUAUGUGGGAAAAAACGGCAACAUCUGACAAUGACAGUAGGAGGACUGACACAAUGCAAGCAAGUAGAAUGAUGGGAAAUGUACUUGUGAUGAUGGUGAAGAACAGGCUUAUAGGUUGGGAACACAAACACAAAUCCAAGGAGGACAACAACAAAAAACAGGAACAGGCUCAUGCUCAGCUGUGUGCAAAGCAAAGGCAUAACUAUUGGUAGCACUCUGGCUUUGAAUGAGUGGAAAUGGGUCAGGUUUUACCACAGGGCUGAUGAGGGAAAGAGGAUACAGGUGAGCAGGUGAGAGAGUACUGAGGACCUCUGGUGGAUGGUUGGCACAAUGUGGAUGGACAAUAUGUGCCAGGUUUUACUUAAAGAGAACUGUCAAGAGGUUCACUGUGACAAUUGAGAAGAAGAGGACUCUUUAUUUAUCCCCUGGAAAUUGAGUUUGUUCACUCUGGUGCUAAAUGUACACAGACACACAUGGAAAGGGCCUAUAAGGUCUGGCUGUAUUGGUUGUAUGACUUCAGUGGAUUUUUCUACAUGAAUAAAGAAGCCGUAGUGAGAAUAAAAGAAGUUUAGAAGUAAAGGGACAGUAAAAUAAACAUUAAACACGUUCUGUUCUAGUGUACACCACAUGCCUUACCUCAUCCUUUUUCCUUAUUUAAGAUUACUCUUAAUCUGAACACAGUGUCUAGUUUCUUGUUUCUUCCCAUUUCUAUCUUUGUAGCAAUGUUUCUGUCCUAAGUUGUCCUAUGUCGAUACUUAAACAAUUUAAGUAAUUUGUCCUGAAUCAACUAUACGUCUGCUGUAAACAAAUUAAAAAAGGUAAAUAACA
Molecule: messenger RNA, 3237 nt
Organism: Eleginops maclovinus (Patagonian blennie)
Lineage: Eukaryota; Metazoa; Chordata; Actinopteri; Perciformes; Eleginopidae
Product: beta-1,3-galactosyl-O-glycosyl-glycoprotein beta-1,6-N-acetylglucosaminyltransferase 4-like
Exons: 2
Coding region: 298-1581 (427 amino acids)
Cellular component (GO): membrane
Molecular function (GO): acetylglucosaminyltransferase activity
Source: RefSeq, a predicted model, not a curated record